GCAGGUCCUGCAGCCCCAGGAGAUGAUGGUUCUUUCCAUCAAUGACCCACCGAGGAUGGAGAAGGAAGGAGACCACAUGGCUACGAGGAUAUUAGACCUCACCCUGGAGAUCAUCUCCUUGAUAACUGGAGAGGAUUACACAGUAGUGAAGAAGUCAUCUGGUGAGUGUGUGACACCCUGUGUGUCAGGAGGACGGAGCAGGACCCAGAGCCCCAUCACCGAGCCUCCACCUCAUUCCCUGAUACAUGAGCAGAAGAUCCUAGAACUUACCACCAGGAUCACUGAGCUGCUGAGCGGAGAGGUUCCUAUAAGGUGUCAGGAUGUCGCUGUCUAUUUCUCCAUGGAGGAGUGGGAGUAUUUAGAAGAACACAAGGAUCUGUACAAGAACAUCAUGAUGGAGAACUACCAGUCCCUCACAUCACCGGAUGGAUCCAGUCAGAGAAAUCCGCCAGAGAGAUGUCCCAGUCCUCUGUAUUCCCAGGACGGUCCAGAGGAGAAGCCAAAUAUCCCACUGGAUCAUCAGGACACUUCUGGAGGAACAAUGAUCGGCUUAGAAAACCCUGUAUCAAUGUCAGUGAAAGAUGAAGACGGGUUGAGCAGCUCCCAUGGAUACUUCAAUUUAUCUUCCUACCAUGAAGUAGAAGAUAACAAUACCACGCAAACUAAUCCAAUAACUCCUAAUGUACCCUCAAUCUUUCAAAGUGAAGAUCUAUCCACCGGCACCACUGGUCACAAGAAACCUUCAUCUAAUCAAUCACUGAUUGGCAGAAAAAGAGCUAAACAGAAACAUGGGAAAAUAUUUCCUUGUGAGAAACAGUUAAAAAAGGAUAGUAAUCUGUCUUUGCAUGAGAGAAAUCACAGAAACAAAAGGUCAUUUUCAUGCUCUGAAUGUGGGAAAUCUUUUACCAGGAAAUCCAUUCUAGUUGUACAUCAGAGGACUCACACAGGAGAGAAGCCUUAUUCAUGUUCAGAAUGCGGAAAAUCUUUUACCAGAAAAUCCAUUCUAGUUGAACAUCAGAGUAGUCACACAGGAGAGAAGCCGCAUUCAUGUUCAGAAUGUGGGAAACGUUUUAGACUGAAAUCACAACUUUAUUUACAUCAUAGAACUCACACAGGAGAGAAGCCGCAUUCAUGUUCAGAAUGUGGGAAAUGUUUUAGUCGGAAAUCACAUCUUGUGAGCCAUCUCAAAAUCCACUUAGACGAGAAGUCAUUUAUAUGUUCAGAAUGUGGAAAAUGCUUUAAUCGGAAAUCAACUCUUCUUUAUCAUCAGAGAACUCAUGAAAGAAAUAAGCUAUUUUCAUGUUCAGAAUGUGGGAAAGGUUUUAGUCAGAAAUCGGACCUCUAUAGACAUCAGCGAUCUCACACAGGGGAGAAGCCAUUUAUGUGUACUGAAUGUGGUAAGUAUUUUGGUAUGAAAACAUUGCUUAUACAACAUCUUAGAAGUCACACAGGGGAGAAGCCAUUUUCAUGUCUGCAGUGUGAAAAAUGUUUUACUCAGAAAACACAUCUUGUGACCCAUCUAAGAAAUCACUUAGGGGUUAAGCCAUUUUCAUGCAUAGAAUGUGGGAAGUCUUAUAGUGUGAAAUCGUGUCUUGCUAGACAUCAGAGAAUUCACACAGGGGAGAAGCCAUUUUCAUGCAUAGAAUGUGGGAAAUGUUUUAUUCUAAAAUCACAUUUUGUUAGACAUCAGAGAACUCACACAGGGGAGAAGCCAUUCAUGUGUCCUGAAUGUGGGAAAUGUUUCAGUGUGAAAUCGCUACUUGUUACACAUCAAAGAGCUCACACAGGAGAGAAGCCAUUUUCAUGUCCUAAAUGUGGGAAAUCUUAUAUUCACAAAUCAAGUCUUUCUAAACAUGAGAGAACUCACUCAGAGGAGAAGCUAUUUUAAUGUUUAGAUUGUAGGAAACGUGGAGCUUCCUUGUUGGAUCUGCUGCCUUCUAAUUUAUAACUUAAUGGGGUUUUACGAGACUUUAAUACAGAUGACCUAUUCUCAGGAUAGGUCAUCGGUACCUGAACAAUGGAGAUCCAACAGCCAGAACAACCACUGAUGAACUGUUGGAGAAGGCAUCAGUGCUCACAGUAGCGCCACUGCCUUCUUUUAGCUUUUUCUAGGCCAGUGAUGCCACAUUCAUCGGUCACAUGG
Bufo gargarizans (Asiatic toad) is the source of this 2143-nucleotide messenger RNA. Its product is annotated as gastrula zinc finger protein XlCGF57.1-like. The transcript has 7 exons. Lineage: Eukaryota; Metazoa; Chordata; Amphibia; Anura; Bufonidae. Gene Ontology annotation, molecular function: DNA-binding transcription repressor activity, RNA polymerase II-specific. The record is from RefSeq and is a predicted model, not a curated record. Bases 23 to 1888 code for a protein of 621 amino acids. Gene Ontology annotation, biological process: negative regulation of transcription by RNA polymerase II.